AUGGACAGCAUCGUGCCGUACCGCGGCGACAGCUCCAGUGUCGUGCUUCGGCACGAAAACUCCCUCGUCGUCUAUGACCACCAGUCCCGUCAACUAGCGCUUCGCUCCACAUCCCCACCAAUACUACCCCACGACUCCCCCACCCUUCGCAGCCCGACAUGUCCAUACUGUCAACAAACUAUCUCCGAAGACCUUGCCGAAGAUAUUCGUCGCGAUUCUGCCUCUGCGCAUGCUCAUCGUCAAAAUCAUACCUCGGGCGGCAGCGGUUCUACUCCCUCCGAUGAUACAGCUGGGUUCAUAACACCUGAGUACUUCCGAAUAUUGAGCGCACGGCUAUUACCUGACAGUAAUACUGCGAAUUCACAUCUUUCACCGCCUGGGUCUCCGAGACGGAGGAUACCGGGGCUUGUUGGGGCUGCUACUAGUGGGGCGAAUACGCCGCCAAGCCCUAUUGAAGAUGGAAGGAGCGCUAGUGCAGCUGCGAGAGAGAGGUUUGGGAGGUCUAGGAGUUCAAGUACACAUGGGAUUUCUAGCUCAGCUUUUAGUCCUGGAUAUUUUAAUCAAUUUUUUGUGAAAGAGAGGGAGUUGGGGAAGGGAGGAAAGGGAGUGGUGUUGUUGGUUAGGCAUGUUCUUGACAGUGUUAAUUUGGGAUUGUUCGCUUGUAAGAGGGUGCCGGUUGGUGACGAUCAUGAAUGGCUCGCAAAGGUAUUGCAGGAAGUGCAGUUAUUACAGCAGCUGUCACAUCAGAAUCUAGUGUCCUAUAGGCAUGCAUGGUUGGAAGAUAUGCAAAUAUCGAAAGACUUCGGCCCGAGCGUGCCAUGUGCCUUCAUUCUCCAACAGUAUUGUAACUCUGGCGACCUCCAAAACUACGUUUACGAAAAGAAAUCUGCCGUAACAAAUGACCAAAUCAAAGCCCAGCUACGCAUGCGCCGACUAUCUAAGAACGGUCGGUCUCCGAGUAAUACCUCGGAUUCGUCAUCUCCGAAGCUUCUUCCAUUAGACCAGGUUAUCUCUUUCUUUAGGGAUAUCGCGGCCGGUUUGAGUCAUCUCCACUCCAACGGCUUUAUCCACAGAGACCUUAAGCCUUCGAAUUGCCUGUUACAUGAUCCAGGCGUCCCGGGAUCCGAGUUAAGAGUUCUUGUCAGCGAUUUUGGCGAAGUGCAACGUGAAGACGCGACACGACGGUCUACAGGGGCCACAGGAACAAUAUCAUAUUGUGCACCAGAGGUGCUACGUCGAGUCGGUCCAAACGGUGAACUCGGAAACUUUUCGACAAAAUCGGAUAUAUUCUCCCUCGGUAUGAUACUACACUUUAUGUGCUUCGCGAAAUUGCCGUAUAUCAAUAGCGACGAAGAAAACGAAGAAAACGAAGAGAUUGAUAAACUCAGGGAAGAGAUUUCGGGCUGGCAGGGAUAUGGAGGUACACCCUACGAUAAGUAUAGGAAUACUCGGGUGGACAUUCCUGAAAAACUGUUUCGAAGCUUGGGAAGGCUGUUGAGUGUUGAGCCGGCUAAGAGACCAAGUGCGGCGGAUAUUUUGGGAGGAAUCAGAGGGGAGUUUGGUUUUGCUGAGGAUGGGGUUUCGAGGGUGCAGCGAACACCUGUUUCCCCCAAACCACCAAAUCUGAGCCUCUCAGAUGAUGGCCGCUUUCAUAGGAUCUCACCAGUCCCAAGCGGCCCGAAUACGCCAGUCAUCAACCCUUCCAACUCCAUCACCCGUGCUCGAAACGGUCAUCUUUCUGGAAAGACACAUACACGCAAGUCAUCAAAACUUCGAGAAAUCACUAGCCAAUUCAAUCUCCCGGAACCAGUUUCUUCAAAUAGCCCUGGUUCACCUCAUAAUGGAGCUACGAAUCCCGGCGAGAUAUUUGGAGGACCGUUGGAGACCCGAGUCAGAACUCCAAAAGCGGGAGUUGGUAAUGAUUCUAGUGGAUCCUCGUCAGAUGUGGAGGGACCAUUAGUGCCGGUUAGAACCCUAAGCUCGAGUUUGAUAUUAAGACCGAAAGGUGCUGCUUCACCUCGUGCGCUACCCGAGAAACCACAUCUUUCGGACGAAGAAGAUGAUGAUGACGUGGACGACUAUUCAAAUACCGAAGAGUUCGGAAUUGGGAUUGAGAUGGGGAGGGUGGGGAGAAGUAUGGUGAUGGCGACUGGUAAAGAGGUCAAGAUACCAGCGUUGACGGCACCAGUGAUGGUUGGCGGGGUGAAUAGGAGCACCGUGUGGUGGGUUAGAAUUAUGCCGCAAGUUUGGCUAGCGUUGAAGAUUUUGGUUUUUUUCGGGAAGGUAUUUUCGAUGAUGGGAAGGUGUUCACCAGUUACACCAAAUCCGUGGGUGUUCAAUUCGCUAUUGCUGUUGGCUUUGAUCGAUUUAUUCGGGUACGUAAUGUUUCCUACUGGGCUUUUGGGCGAGGAUAAUUGGGGACUUGAAGCACUGGAUUUCCAGAGGAGGAGGCGGAUGCAAUUUAUAUCUCCGCCCCAAUCUCAAUCGACCGGGGCGAUAGACACUCGAAUCCAACUAGAAAUCGGUUUACCAACAGAUCGGUCAUGCUAA
Molecule: messenger RNA, 2550 nt
Organism: Orbilia oligospora ATCC 24927
Lineage: Eukaryota; Fungi; Ascomycota; Orbiliomycetes; Orbiliales; Orbiliaceae
Exons: 8
Coding region: 1-2550 (849 amino acids)
Biological process (GO): protein phosphorylation
Molecular function (GO): protein kinase activity; ATP binding
Source: RefSeq, a predicted model, not a curated record